UGCUAGUAACGCCCAUUAUUAGCGUUAGUUAUUUUUAACGUUAUCGCAUUAUUUUUUACCUGUGGUAUCACUACUGCAGCGCCCUCUGGCGAGCCACUUAACUUUUGGUUGCCAAUUUUUCAAAAUGGCUACAAUCCGCGCCUUCUAACUUCUCCGCACCCCGCAAUUUUGUUUUUGUUUAAACCGCUGACGUUAUUCAACCCCCUUGUGCCACAAACACACCUAUUGUACACACAACAACUCAAAAAUACAUCAUAACACUUCAAACAUUCGAAAAGUGUAUUAUAUUCCCGCCUAGCCUACGCUCAACGGCCACCAGGGGAAGCUGGUGCCCGGCGUAGCUAUAGAAUUUGGUGCCUCCUGUGAGGAUUAGUCCUCAAAACAUUGUUUGUCGACCGCGUUUUCUCGUGUUACCCGCCAUUUUCUUGUUAGAAAAAAUUGGAAAUUAUUUUCUAUGUAUUUCAGCUUUCUUCGAAUUUAAACCUUAAUAAUCCGCCUUAUAACUACUAUUACUACUGUAAUUUACAUAUUUUUUGUGUGUGUAAAGCGGCAUAAUCGCAUAUUUUCUUAUAAUUUUGUCCACCGCAUUUUUCUUGUGUGUUGCGUCACUAUGGCGCCACCCACUGAGAAAGAUUUUCGCAAAAAAAUAUACAUUCUCGAAUCACGCCGCGAUGCUUAUUAUGCACGUAUGCAACGUAUUUAUGAUAGCCGUCCUUCUAUUUCAAAGGUAGAAUCUUGUGAUUUAUUUCUUUCACAAUGUGAAACAAUUGACGACAUCCGCAAGGAAUUUAUGGCCACCAUUAACGACAUAAAUUCACUGAAUAUGGAGUUAGAUCCCGAAUUCAUUCCUGAUUUUAAUUCAUGGAGUGGUUUUGAAGACAUUUAUUGUGCUAUUCGACAUACAAAAAAUGUAUUGAAUCGUAAUGUAAAACAAGACGAACAGCCUAGGUCGUGUUACGCGAAAUUACCUCCCAUCGAGAUACCUGAUUUCAAUGGGAACCCCGCACAAUGGAGUUUAUUCUAUGAAACCUUCAAAUCCACUGUUCAUUCCAACAUGUCGCUAUCGAAGUCUGAGAAGUUAUAUUACUUGUUGGGACGUUUGAAGGGACCCGCGCAGCUAGUAUUUUCCGGCAUAAGUCCCACCGCUGAUAACUACGAAUGCAUUUGGAACGCAUUAGUAACCAAAUAUCAAGACAAGCGUUUUUUAGCAAAUGUAUUUCUUGACAACAUUUUUGAUUCAAAGGCUUUGCCGAACCCCGCUACCGCGUCUCAGUUGGAAACGUUUAUAGAUAAGUUUGCCGCAUCUGUCGCCGCGCUAAAACAAUUAAAUAUUGUAGGCCUGAGCGAUUAUAUUUUUAUUUAUCUCGCUUUGAAACGUUUGGACCGUGACACCGCAAAAGCAUUUGAAAUGUUUGUUCGUGACACUGACAUACCUACUUAUGAUCAGUUUAUCGACUUCAUGAAGGGCCAAGUUAAGAUUAUACAACGCACUAACAACACGGCUACUUCGUCGAAAGUUGUUCAAAAGGAUGUUGUUAAACCAAAAAUGGUUUCCCCUCCUAAAAUUACGCAUACUUACAUUUCCGCGACUUCUCAUAAUAAUUCUGACUCUGUAUGUUCUUUGUGUAAUGCAAAUCACGAACACAUUUACAACUGUAAAGCAUUUCUUGACAUGUCCCCCGCAAACAGACAUACAUUUAUUAUGGAAAAUAAAUAUUGUACUAACUGUCUCAGUUCCAAACAUAAAUGGACCGCUUGUAAAAGCACGAGUUCUUGUCGCAAUUGUGGCUAUCGACAUCACACUUUAAUUCAUUUAUCUAAAACCGCUUAUGUAAACGAGGAUAGAAAGUUGUCCCGUACUCCUCUCGUAAAACCGCAGGUGGACAAACCGCAGCAAGUCUCAUCAACGCCGCAAGACGCCGAGUCACCCCACCACGCUGAUCGACAUGCAACGACGUCGUGUAUGCCGGUCUCUCUCCCGCAAAGACCUCAGCCGCAUAACCAUGUCUCUUCUCCCGCUCCCGCACACUCGGUGGACGUACCCAUCGCAGGCAGUGUUUCUUAUCUGUCUGCUGAUAAUCCGCGCGCGAAUUUUAACUCGCAGAACCCGCCACUUAGUACAUCUGUUGUAUUAGGUACCGCUUGUGUUUACGUCCGCGAUCGUUAUGAUAAUCUCGUCCUAUGUCGUUGUAUUAUCGAUCCGGGCUCGCAAAACAACUUCAUUACCGCUUCUUGUUGUCGCAAAUUAGGGUUAAACAUUGAACAAUUAAACCGCAAAACUAUUAUUAAAGGUUUAGGUGACCAUUCGAGUACCGCUCGCGGAAAAACACAUUUAACUUUUCAUAGCCGCGUAAACGCUGAGCAAAGCUACUCGAUGGACACUCUAGUCCUCAAUACAAUCACCGAAAAGUUGCCAACCGUCCCGAUAAAUAUUUCAUCGUGUGACUAUUUAAAAACAAUACCGCUCGCUGAUGAUAACUUUUCUUCGCCCUCUGAUAUUGAGAUUCUUAUCGGUGCUAAACUGUUUGUUGACAUUCUAUUACCGGAUAAAAUAGUCGGACCGCCGUACUGUCCGUCCGCUUUUUCCACCACUCUCGGUUAUAUAGUGAUGGGCGAUGCUCAGGUUGAUACGGAACCCGUAAGUUCUGUUUCUUACUUCGCUACCGGCGAAUCUAUACAUGACGAUCUGGAAAAGUUCUUCAAGUUAGAGGACUUAAAAGAUAAACCCGUUUUAUCUCAUGACGAUCGAGAGUGUGAGUCAUUUUAUCAAUCGACAACCUUACGUGACGGCUCUGGACGUUUUACCGUAGGACUACCUUUUAAAGAGAACCCUAAUUUACUAGGCGAUUCAUUAAAAACCGCACGCAAUCGUUUUUUAUCUCUUGAACGCAAGUUUCAAAAAAACCCGCAUUUUAAAGCCAGAUAUGACGAGGUCAUACGCGAGUACCUAGACAAGGGUUAUUUACUAGAAAUACUCGAACCCAAAACCAAUAGUGAGGGUUUUGUUUUACCGCAUCACGGGGUACUUCGCGAAGAUAAAUCGUCUUCAAAACUUCGCAUUGUUUUGAACGCAAGUGAGAAAACCAGUUCCGGUACCUCACUCAAUGACAUUCUACAUACUGGCCCCGCAUUACAAUCGGAUUUGUUUAAUAUUUUAUUGAAUUUUAGACUGUUUGGUACCGCUGUAACCGCAGACAUUCGUCAAAUGUAUUUACAAAUACUUACCCGCGAGCAAGAUCAACCUUAUCAACAAAUCAUUUACCGUUUCGACCCCCGCGAACCUCUACGUUUCUUCGCUUUUAACCGCGUUUGUUUUGGGCUUCGCUCGAGUCCUUUCUUGGCUAUCCGCACCAUUCAUGAGCUCGCUCAUCAAGAGAGAGAAAGGUUUCCUCUCGCAGCGACGCUCGCGUUCCGCGACUUAUAUAUUGAUGACAUAGCUAGCUCGUUCGCUACAACGGACGAAGCAGUUACCGCCGCGCAACAGCUGAUUGAUAUGUUCAGCGCCGGUUGUUUUGAAAUGGUUAAAUGGUCGAGUAAUGCCCGCGACGUUUUAUCCACCGUUCCUGAAUCGCACCGCUUAACAGACCCUGUCGAUCUCGAUAAGGAUGAAUCUUUGAAAAUAUUAGGAAUGCAAUGGUUUCCCGCGAGUGAUUUAUUCAAGUUCACGAUCACUCCGUCCGAUCGAGUUUGUACAAAACGCAAUAUGUUGUCCACUAUCGCCCGCUUAUGGGACAUUUUAGGUCUUGUAGGACCGGUGAUUGUUACCGCGAAAAUUCUAAUAAAGGAGUUGUGCUCGCUCAAGCUCGACUGGGACGACACUCCACCCGACUACAUAGUCCACGAGAUUUAG
Messenger RNA from Pectinophora gossypiella (pink bollworm), 3850 nucleotides. RefSeq lists its product as uncharacterized. The record is from RefSeq and is a predicted model, not a curated record. The transcript has 3 exons. NCBI's taxonomy places the organism in Eukaryota, Metazoa, Arthropoda, Insecta, Lepidoptera, Gelechiidae. Bases 611 to 3850 code for a protein of 1079 amino acids.